Molecule: messenger RNA, 360 nt
Organism: Parnassius apollo (apollo)
Lineage: Eukaryota; Metazoa; Arthropoda; Insecta; Lepidoptera; Papilionidae
Source: the annotation of a GenBank genome assembly
AUGCUGCCCGUCCUACAGGUGAUAUCCUCACGCCAGCAGAAUAUUUUGAAGGGUAUUUUUACUGUAGAACAUUUUGAGCAAAUUGCUUUGUCCACUAGUCUGUACUACAUGGUCAAUACUGGUGUACAAAUGAAACUUGUUUGUACUUUAGCAGAUAUGAAAAAGUUUUUCGGGAUUCAUGCUAUGGUUGGAUUUAUAAAGUUUCCAAGACUGAAGAUAUAUUGGAACGAGAUAUUCAAGUAUGAACCGAGUACAAUGUCUAGGGAGCGGUUCUUUCUUCUCAAAACAAACCUGCUUGUGUUAGACGUUACCUCUGUGAAUCAGUCUGAAGAAUAUGCAAAGAACAUCUGUGGUGAUUAA